Molecule: messenger RNA, 6346 nt
Organism: Coregonus clupeaformis (lake whitefish)
Lineage: Eukaryota; Metazoa; Chordata; Actinopteri; Salmoniformes; Salmonidae
Product: CCR4-NOT transcription complex subunit 6
Exons: 12
Coding region: 480-2153 (557 amino acids)
Biological process (GO): nuclear-transcribed mRNA poly(A) tail shortening
Cellular component (GO): nucleus; CCR4-NOT complex; cytoplasm
Molecular function (GO): poly(A)-specific ribonuclease activity; protein binding
Source: RefSeq, a predicted model, not a curated record
GGAAUUUUACAGUCGCUAUUGCACUGAUUUGGUAUACGGUAGCCUAGCUACAUUUAUGUUGCAUUACUUUGGGUGUUUUGACGCUAUUUUCAUGCUAAUGGUAUUGGAACGUACUACAAAUGAAACAUGUAUUAGGGUCUACUACGCUUUAUGAUUCUUGAAAACUUCAUUUGAAGGCUCAGAACCUGUAAACUGUUACAUUGUAUCGGAUGACCACAAGUUGAAUGAAAUCAUUUGAUUAAUUUGUUCCAUGUUCACGACCCAGUUUGAUGCGCGCAACAACAGUUUUGUAUUUACCACUACCAGCGUAAACAGUUUGGAGGCAAUUACAACGAGCGUUGUUAUCACAGACUAAAAAUCUAAAGGACGCCAUGAUUCUUGUUUUCUUUCAGUGGGUAACAGCUGACACGAAGUGAAUUAGAAACAAAGGAAACACGCACACGCAUCGCUGACUGGUAUGCUCAUAAAGUAUUAUAGGGAUGCCCAAGGAACAAUAUGAUCCGCCAGACCCGAGGCGGAUGUACACAAUAAUGUCCACUGAGGAGGCAGCCAACGGGAAGAAGUCAUACUGGGCUGAGCUCGAAAUUAGUGGUAAAGUGAGGAGUCUGAGCACCUCAUUAUGGACGUUGACUCACCUCACUGCUCUUCAUAUCGGCGAUAACUCCCUCUCUCGUAUCCCGCCCGAUAUUGCCAAACUUCAAAACCUGGUGUACCUGGACCUCUCAUCCAACAAGAUCAGGAGCCUGCCCGCCGAGCUUGGCAACGUGGUGUCUCUCAGGGAACUUCUUUUAAACAAUAACCAGUUGCGGGUUCUACCUUUUGAGCUCGGAAAACUGUUUAAGUUACAAACACUGGGGUUAAAAGGAAACCCACUUGUACAAGAAAUAUUGAACCUCUACCAGGAGCAUGAUGGCACGAGGAAACUGCUAAACUACCUUCUGGACAAUCUGGCAGGGACCAAACGAGUCAACUCAGAGCAACCCCCACCCAGAUCAUGGAUUGUCCUGGCAGAGCCUGACCGGACACGAACAGCAGCCUUGUUUUCUGUGAUGUGCUACAACGUGCUGUGUGAUAAGUACGCCACGCGUCAGCUCUACGGCUACUGCCCCUCCUGGGCCCUCAACUGGGAGUACAGGAAGAAGUCCAUCAUGCAGGAGAUCAUGAAUUGCAACGCUGAUAUCAUCAGCCUACAGGAAGUGGAAACAGAGCAGUACUACAAUUACUUCCUACCGGAGCUGAAGGACCAGGGUUACGAGGGCUUUUUCAGCCCCAAGUCCCGCGCCAGGACCAUGUCGGAGUGCGACCGCAAGCAUGUAGACGGCUGCGCCAUAUUUUACAGAACUGAAAAGUUCAGCCUCGUGCAGAAACACACGGUGGAAUUCAACCAGCUGGCUAUGGCGAACUCUGAGGGCUCAGAGGCCAUGCUCAACAGAGUCAUGACCAAGGACAACAUUGGUGUGGCUGCUCUUCUAGAGGUGCGCAAGGAGAUGAUGGAGGAGUCUGUGGGGAAGUCUCUACACGGCAUGGAGAAACAGCUCCUCCUGGUGGCCAACGCCCACAUGCACUGGGACCCGGCGUACUCUGACGUCAAGGUGGUCCAGACCGUCAUGUUCCUGUCUGAGGUGAAAAACAUAGUGGACAAGGCCACGCGCAGCCUCAAGCUCUCCUCCGUCUCCGGGGAGACCAACACCGUCCCACUCGUCCUGUGUGCUGACCUCAACUCACUGCCUGACUCUGGUGUGGUGGAGUACCUGAGCUCGGGCGGAGUGGACAGCACCCACAAGGACUUCAAGGAGCUGCGCUACAUCGACAGCCUGACCAACUUCAACUGCAACGGCAAGAAUGGCACGUCCAACGGCAGGAUCACCCAUAGCUUCAAGCUGAAGAGUGCCUACGAAAAUGGCCUGAUGCCUUACACCAACUACACCUUUGACUUCAAGGGCAUCAUUGACUACAUCUUCUACUCUCAGCCUACGCUCAAUGUGUUGGGGGUUCUGGGUCCCCUGGAUCCUCACUGGCUCCAUGAGAACAAUAUCAGCGGCUGUCCCCACCCCCACAUCCCCUCCGAUCACUUCUCCCUGUUUGCACAACUGGAGCUGCUCCUUUCCUACCCGUCAUCAGUCAACGGAAUCCACCUGCCAGGGCGCAGGUAGUUAUCCGAGCCACAAGAGGGAGCUGUUGCUCCAACCUCAUUCUAUUUUUCCUGCAAAGUCGACAAACCCAUUCUGUAUCAAUCGAAAUACAAUAAGAGGAGUGGGGUAUGGCCAAUGUUUUCCCCAUGGAUUUUAACUGAAGCGAAAGUUCACGACGAUCACAACGAUAUGUCUUUAUCACAUUUUCUGGGCACAAUUUAAUGUUGUAUAUUUUUUUCACACCAUAUCCCACUUAGCAGUCCUGGGUGUUUCGUUAUUAAGUAACCUGCUGAUAAAUUGUUGAAUUGUAUUGUGUGGCAAUACCAUGAGACCCACAGGGAGUGCGUACAUCUGUAGAGUAGUUUCCCACCUUGUAUCACCAGUGAGAUAUUCUUCAUGUCAAAAGCAUGAGCUGCUGACUAACGGCAAGUAAACUGUAGGCUAUAAAAAUAGUCCCACACUAUAUAUAGGCUCCGAGUUAUUGAUUGUGUAAACCACCAACGUUUCGGCGUCAGUUCCACAGUGCCGAAACGUUGGUGGUUUACCCAAUAAAUUACUGGGAGCAUAUAUAUGUGUGUGUGUGUGUGUGUGUGUAUAUAUGUGUGUGUGUGGCUCUCUUUAUUUGUAUAUCCUACAGGGAUUCUUCAUGUCACCACAGUCAGUCAGAGCGAGCAGCAAAAUCUCAAGACACCACCAAUCAACUAGAUAAACCCACAAGGCCAAUAUACCAGCUUUAACCAGAGUCAGUCUCAGCCGCUCCAAAUCCAUUCCCUCGCAUUGCCGUAUCUUGCCAUAAAGAGUGUAACAGGUUUGGAGGUGCUGGAGAGAGCAGGCCAAACGAUGCACUUUUGCACUCACUGGUUCUGAGACCACCUCUCCAGGUGCUAAAAGCCCGUCCUCUAGCUCAGCGGCUCCAUUGUAAACUGAGUGGUGCAGUCGCUCUGUGCAGCUAAAGCACAACGGCAUUUCCAAACCUAAUCUUUGAAAGACUACUGUAAAAUGUCUAUUUUAGUGUAUGAUGCUAGGGUGAUAAUACAUGUAGGCCUGCAUGUUCCGACUGGUAGUUUAUCUAGACUCAUAGGAUUAACACCUCGGACUGGUUCUGUUUUUAUAGCCUAAUCACAAAUCUGAACAUCAGAGCAAAAUUAAGGGACUGCCUUUUUUAAUAUUGCAAUUCAAUUUUACCUUAGUCACGUGCCAUAGAGCCAUUUGAAUCUAGCAUCAGAUAUUAAAAUGUUAUGAAAACCACCAGUCAUUCACUGGGAAUUACCUUUAGUGAUCCUUAGCGAUGGGGCUUAGGGAUUUAGAAAGGGAAUACAGUCAUGGUCAGUCUGACUUGGCAGCUUCCAAACAUGUCUUAUGCCAGAGACCCCAUCUCUGACCCCAUAGCUGUGUAGCCAUAUGGAAUUGGGCAGGGGACAACUUGCUUUAAAUCACAUAUGUUUUAAAGCAGGGUGGACAUUCCCCCCAAAAACAUGCUCCAACAGACCGAUCUGUGGCGCUGUCUUUUAGGCCAGUAGCAAACCUUCCCUUACAUAGACAUCCCACUCUUCAAUUCAGGGUUAUUCCUCUCCAUUACUAAUAGCUAUUUGUUUGAUACAGGAACUUGGGCUCAACUUGAUUGUAUAUGAACUUCAGAAGUCCUAAUACACUGCAUUAUUUUGUACUUGUAAGUAUGGUCAGAUUUGGAGAAAAUGAUUGUAUUGUAAAUUAAGGCAACAUUUGUAUCCAUUUUAAUUGUUUAAAGUUAAGACAAUGAAAAAGACCAGCUUGUACAAAAAACAAAACAAUAGAGGUUUUUUCAGGUUUCCGCCGUUGAAAGUUGCACUCGACCAGGUUACAUUUUCCCGAUUUAACCACUUUUUAAAAUUGAGGCAGGUUUCUGGCAAUUUUCUCACAUCUGUCUUUGGCAUUUGCGGUAAAACCAUAAAACGUGCCUCCCUGAUUCUGUUCUCAAACGCACUGCCAGUGCUAUCAGUGAACACCUGAACAGCCUCCUAUUUUUCUCAAAUUUAAAACACCGUUAGAAGUUUGUUUUUUGUAUUAGCUAUCAAACAUAAUAUUAUUUCCUUGUCUCACUUAGUUAUUGAUUUUUAGAGUAAUCGGGUAAAGUGGCUAUUUUUGCUGGGCUCUUAAAAAAAAUAAUUAAACUGUAAACCGCUUUUGUCUCUUAAUGUGUUUAGAUCUGUUUUAUCAUGUCCUUUCUUCUUGUUUUGUCUUUCCGAGGAACCCGAUCAUGCAGAGGUCCUUACAUGGACGCCUCCCCCUCUUCCUCAGUCUAGUGUAAAAUAGUUGUAUCUAGAGCCACUGACUCCUCAACUCAGGCAAUUCUCUUUAAAUCUUGUUUCAUUUUGAGGUGUUUUCUUAUGUCUACUGCUAGACCACAGCGAUAUCUUCUAUUGUCUCUAGUGCCAUUUGAUACAUUCUACUUCAAGGCCAAUUGUUAAGUCAACUUACCACUUAUAUACUGUACAGAAAAUAUCAAGGUAAAAAAAACGAAAGGGGUCAUAAAAUGUAUUAUUCCUAAAUAUUGCUCUGAGCUUGUUGUGAGCCAGAGCUAUGGCGUGGUCCAGCUAGUUUCCAAACCACAGCUACAUGAAAAAUAUGAUCUGUUGACAGAUAUUUUCUCUCAAGGCCAAUUUGUGUGUUUUGUUGUGCUCUCCUGAAUUCUGUUUUUUAUUCAAUGGAUUGAUAAGCACUUAUUGUAGAUCACUAGUGCAGCUACUCGUGUGGCUUUUUUAAAAUUAUACUUUUGCUGUUUUGCAAAAGUAUAUUUUUUAUGAAUUUUACCAAGCAGGAGAAAACGGAUGGAAAGGGUUCCGUCUUGGUCCUUUUGUUGUCCCUUUCAAUUUUCCACCCUCUUUUUUUGUUUAGCUUUUCAACAAAAUAAAUGUAUCUGGUUAAUUAUAUUGGAUUGCUGAUGGUGUUGUAGCUAAAAUAGAUUUUUUUGUAAAUUGUGAAUAAAUUGUAUCACGUUUCCUUUCAUGAAUUGUGUAUCAUGACAAAUGUAUAAUCAUAAUAUGAUUGGUUUCUGUCUUUGCUCAUUGUUUUUUAUUUUGUGUAAUUCUCAAACCAAAUUUAUUUUUGUGAAAAUGUUGGCACACUGAAUUAUAGAUUUAUAUGGUUGCUAACUUUUGAUUUAAGAGAACAUGAUUUGAACAGUGUCUUUUUAAACAAUUGACAAACAUCUAGAGAAAAUAAAGUCACAGAUAAAGAUUUGUCAUUGUCACCAAAUGAGAUUCUCCAACUUUUACCUUUUAGCUUUAUAGAGCCUUGUUAUCGGAUGUGGGUACUGGGUAGGUAGGGGAUGUUGGGUAGUAGCCAAUGUUGAGGAGAUGGCUGGUGUAAAAGGCUCUUUGCUUGUAAAUGUACAGCAUUAUGAGGUUCCACUGAUUUGGCCAACAUUUAUGACCAUUUGACCCUUACACUAUUUCCCUGCUGUUUGAUCUGUUGGCAGACCCUAGAGGGUGGGAAUGGAGAUGUUUGGCAGGCACUAGUCAUGGCCUAGUUGAUUAACAACAUUUAGACCCAACUAAUCCCUGACACUAGGUGUCUUGCCUUCACAUCUCUAGCUAUCUCUGUUAUGUUUGAUAACUGGUGCAUGUAUGGGCACCACAGUCCUAGUUCAUAGGCAAAAUAUGCAUUUGAUGUGAGUGUCAGAUAAUUGGCACUGUCUUUAUGUAUAGUUUACCCGAACUUGGCAAUAAUAAAAACAAAAUUCUAAUUUUUGGAAUUUUUGGUUUGUAAUGCUUUGGCAGAAAUUACAAUUACCUGUCUUUUCCAUUUGAAUCUGUCUCCUUUUCAUUGACCUUUCUCAAUCUGUUUACCUUUCUCUCUUAAGUAGAAAUAGUAAUGCAAUGGUUAGGCUUGUGGCCAACUGAAAGUUAAGUGUAUAGAGGUAAUGUGUCACUAUGUAAUGCACUGGACCAACUCUUGUUUACCAUUUAUGGAAUACCAGCAACACACUUGCACAAUGUUUUAAAGAGUUAUGUAUUUGAAAAAUAUAUAGAUAAAACAUGGCAGCUGUUUUUAAUGUAAUAUUAGUACAUGUACAGCAACCUAAUGGUAAACAUGGUCUUCAUUAUUUCACUGUCAUCCUCUAGUCUUCUUGGUUCUCUUGAGUAGUUGUGUUUAUACCAAGGUCGGCUUGUUUCCUUUACACCUCUGUAUUUUUUCCUACUUCUGGUUGACAAUAAAAUUCUAUAUCUGUUUCA